This is a messenger RNA of Ceratosolen solmsi marchali, 1850 nucleotides long. RefSeq names its product Eukaryotic translation initiation factor mextil (gene mxt). Lineage: Eukaryota; Metazoa; Arthropoda; Insecta; Hymenoptera; Agaonidae. The transcript has 12 exons. The record is from RefSeq and is a predicted model, not a curated record. Gene Ontology annotation, biological process: regulation of formation of translation initiation ternary complex; positive regulation of translation. Bases 85 to 1593 code for a protein of 502 amino acids. Gene Ontology annotation, molecular function: translation initiation factor activity; RNA binding; eukaryotic initiation factor 4E binding. Gene Ontology annotation, cellular component: RNA cap binding complex; cytoplasm.
UCGUCGUCGACGUCGACGAAAGUAGCCGCAGUGUGACACGGCGAGCCGUAGUCUUCGAGUUAAGUUUGCGCAUCGACGAAGACAAUGGCAACCACGGUAAAUAGACCACGAACGAUCAAGAAGCUAGAGAAACCUCGGCCGCUGAAAAUUAGCCUGCGCAGCCCAACGACCGACACGCGGAUUACGAAUGUCGACGACAUCGUGUCAUUGAUCGACAAUGUCGCUACGCACCUCAAUAGCGGAUUUUAUGAUCAGCUAUUACAGACUAAUAUCGUGACAAUGUGCAAUCAUCUGAAACUCUUCUCCCAUCAAUUGGAAAUGAUUUAUAAAGAUCAGCUGGAUAGAGCAUUUAUAGCUAUUAGAAAUGGCAGUCAAGACGAGAGACUGGAUAUGACGACCAGAGUUCACUUGCUCGAAUUAAUUGAAUUAAGAGCCAAACAAUGGCAUCAUAACGAGUCCAUGAACGCCUAUUAUUCACAAAAGUUCUCAAACUUGGAUAACCAAAAUGAUUUGCUUACGCCGGAUACGCCUACGAAUUUGCUGACCCCAUCCUUAAUUGCCAUGAAUUCGGUAACAUCGCCGCCUCUGCUUGGACCUGGUGAGGUGAUAAAAAACAGCGGGAAAUUUGCAAAGCCAACUCGCAUUCCAGGAAAAAAUUACUGCAAGGAUGAAGUAGUCAUUCGUAAUAGUGAUUCUGGAAAAGUGAUGGGAAUAAAGGGGCGGCGAGUUCACAUGAUUGAAGAACUCAGCGAGACAAUCAUCUCCUUCCAGAGAGUGAAUCCUGGUGCGAAAGAACGACUUGUCCAAAUCACAGGUACUUCCGAGGACAAAAUAUAUUAUGCCAAGGAUUUAAUAAAAGACACGAUUCAACGAAACGCAUCACCCGUAAGACUCGAACAAGGUGGACGAGAAAAAAGUGGUAUAGGUGGAUCAAGCUCCUCCUUAAACAGCAGCGCUUCUGAUGAAAGUAACAGACUACAUCAACAUCAACAAUCGUCAUUGCGAUCGUCUCUCCUUCAUAAUCUGUCCACCAACGACGCAAGUAUUGGUGAAUACAAAUACACUGUCACCGUUGGUCCACAUUCUUUAAAAAUUACAGGCAGUAAUUUAGAUCUUGUUAGGGCUGCAAAGUUAGCUUUGGAUGAAUAUUUUUCAGAAGAAUCCGAGCACACUGGUAGUGGCGUCGAAUAUUUUACAUUCGACGAGGAAUCACUUGCUUCCGGCGCUUCGGUUAUGCCAAACACACCUCUGUCUGCCGGUCAGGCAAGUCUUUUACGAAGAAAUUUGAGCUAUGAUAGUGGCACUACGUCGGACAUUGAUAAAUCAAAAGAGCUAGCUAUUCCGGAAAUAGAACCGAAAAAAAUUGAGUCAUCGAGGGAGCUUUCGUAUGAAUUUCUGAUGCAAUGUGCAAAGGGCCCAUUUGCCAAGCGGCCUCCACCUGAUUGGGAACGUAUACAGAAAGAAAGUCCCAAUAUUGUUCGUAAGGUACCGAUUCGCUGGUUCGAACCGGAAGCAUACAAAACAAAAGUAGCAUCAACGGGUUCCGUUACGGUGAUAUCAGCAGGUGAAUUGUUGGAAAACGAUCCUGAAUAAAAUUUUUACGAAGAAUUUUCGUAGAGAAAUAAUACGAGUAAAAAACUAACUUUUGGUCAUGAAAAAGUUAAUCAAGAAAGCUUCAAAAGGAUAUUCAUAUAUGCCAUUUGCGAAGUACGAAAUCAUCUUAAUUUUUUACGUGGUUUAUGGUAAAAAUUGUCAGAACUAUAUCAUUCUGUAAAUAAAAUCUACAGAAAAUUGAGAACUAAUCUAUAUGAAAUGUACGUGACACUUAAUGUGUAAAGCUGGUUGUAAUU